CGCUUUUUCCUGAAACCUGGGUUUGCGUGACGAUUGSUUUGAAAGAUUACAUACUUCUMUCAAAUACCGAAGUACCGCCGAAAUUCCUGAUUCAUACAGCACCAACGGCUCUUGACGAUACUAUUUCCAACAUUUAUCAAAUACUUCAAGCUUACUGGUGAUUAUUGAACAUUUAUUGUUUGCGGUAUAYGUGGGGAAAGCAACGUCGAAACCACAAUCAAAUAGCWGGUGUUUGCGACGGAAUCAACAAAUAUCAGACAUGACRAUGAGUAGCGACACCAUUGUUGUCACUUCCGUGUCCUGUUCUCUGCAAGAUAAUAAUACCAYGCUGCAAGAAUUAGAGUCAGCGGUGGUARGCACAGAAGUUGAUUCUGUAUCAGCCUUCGAAGUCGAGUUAUACUACCCUAGUGRGACGGACACGAGCACAACUAUUGUUCUUGCAGACGCUGGUGACGGACAAGAAGAGAUCGAUGACACCGAGACCGGAACAGAAAGCCUCGACGAAGAAGACAACAGCGACGCCGAUAACCCUUCUGAAUCAACGGAUGACGAAGGAAGCGAGUCGGUUUCUGAUGAAUCGCUGUACAAGAGCUACCGGAAGCUUGUCAUUGGAUUGUUKUUCUUAUCGAUUGUCCUGUUCGUGGUCAUCGACUCUGUUUUCGGCAAAGAGUACGUCCGUCAGGUCAUCACUAUCUUUCUCGAGUGGAUUCGCGAGAAUCCAGGAAUGGGAGUAGUUGCCUUUGUACUGGUUUAUUUUGCGGCUACCCUCAUUUGCGUUCCCGGGGCCCUCCUCACGCUUGGGGCAGGUUUUGUCUUCAGUGCCAGUUUCGAUGGGUCGCUCGCCACGGGAGUGAUACUUGGGACCGUCGCAGUUUUUUUGGGAUCGUUUGCCAGUGCCAUUGUGGCAUUYUUUCUGGCUCGAUAUUUGCUCUUUGACCGGGUUCGUAAACUCUCGGAGAGAUACAGCAUUUUUGAGGCACUCGAUAUUGCCUUGUCGCAGAAGGGGUUUCGAAUUAUGUGCUUGUUACGAUUGAGUCCGAUUACACCCUUCGUCCUUCUCAACUAUAUUGCCGGAGUCACCACUGUCAAAUUUUCAAGCUAUGCAUUAUCAACCUUUUGCAUAUUGCCAGGUGCAAUUCUCUACGUAUUCUUGGGUGCCACAGCAGGGAGUUUGACAGACAAAAGCGAGAACAGCACGGCGACGAUCGCCGCAAUAGUAACAGGUGCGGUCUUGGGUUUAUUGGCCAUCGGACUGACAUCUYACUACGCUCGGAAGGAGUUAAACAAGGAGGUYGACCUCGUGAGAAGUCGACUAUAUGUUCGAGCSACUUCUCGAAGGAGGAGAAUACGAUACAGACGAAGCAUAGAACGCAGACGGAGAUCAAGAUACAGAAGAAGUAUUGAUCGAAAAAGGGCAAAGCURUCGAUAUAGGUCCAUAAUUUCUAAUAGUUCCAAUAAUAGUAGAAAGCCYAUGCAUAGAAGUACUGGCAAAUAGCUACUACGGAAAGACUCCUUUGAUUAUUGCCUGACUKAUUCCCUGAUACAAAUCUUACCUGAAGCAGUAGUACURCAAAUGCUAUUGCUUCCAAGAAUUGUUGUUUCUUGUUCUUGUUGUGUCAAACAGCMAUAYGAAUGCCGUGAGAUAURUCACACAGUCSUAGCGAAGCGUUAAUAUGAAAAAGCGAUGGUGAAAUUAUCAUUUUUAAGAAUAGAAAUACUGAUUUGUUAGAGAAAUGCAUCACCCACUUUUAACCAGUCCCCUAUCGUAACAACGGCAGUCUGUCCGUAUUGAUUGAUGUCAGUAAUUAUUCACCUGAUAAUUUAGUGCAUGAAAAGCAGUAGCUGUUUGCAUCCUUUGAAGAAGACCUAUCGUACCAAGUACCGUAGGUUCCGACGGAAUACUCUAAUUGGGCAAGAUACCUACGUUAAGGUAGUACGAUACGRUACGAUGCGUCAUCACUUCUAGUGUUGAUCUGAAUUCCGAAAAGAUCUCAGGCAUUCRCAUCGAAGCGAAGAAUGCCUGGCUGGAUAUCCAGUUUGCAUUAGGAAGACCACGCAUACGAUAUGGAAUAAAGAUGCAAUUUUAAUGGCAAUGCUGGUGGUGCGGUCAUCAUAACGUCUCAGAAGAGACUUUGCAAGUGUAUGUAGUACAAAUUAWUUUCUAGUUGUUGUUGGACAAGGAUUUAGCGUUAAAAAAGUAUUUAGUGAGAUGUUAGUGAAGAGGAACAGCUGCUAUUCUCGCUGUUCUCUGAUAUCAGUGUCUUCGUGAAUCUAAGAGUCAUUAUUCUUCGGCAUCGCAGUWAGAGCUUAGCACAUGUGAGAACCUCCGAGACGAUUGCUCUCAAGGGUAGACUUUUUGACGUGAGSGACCGGAAGURCACGAUCCCGGUGRAGGUAUUCUUCAAAGAGCCUUUUCUCCUCCGCGAGACGUUCUUGUUCCUCCAUUUCUCUAGCGUUCAAACCGCUAUUUUCCUCCCGUUCUUGUUCGAGCCUACGUUCCCGCUCGGCCUCCUUGAAUUCCUUCUCCAUUGCUCUUMGUUCCCUUUGCUCGGCCUUUGCUUUUCGCUUCGCCAGCUUUUUGGCCUCGCGAGCCUUCUGUUCUUCCAAGCGUUUGAGCUGCUUCGGAGAGAGCUCGUGCUGUUUUUCCGCGCUGUCGAARAYGACCUUGUUGUUGGUUUCUGGGAGUUUGGCAACCAUGAUUUGUCUUGUUGAUAGUGUUUAGAAUUUGCUUUGA
Pseudo-nitzschia multistriata is the source of this 2735-nucleotide messenger RNA. Lineage: Eukaryota; Bacillariophyta; Bacillariophyceae; Bacillariales; Bacillariaceae. The record is from the annotation of a GenBank genome assembly.